CAUCAGGAAGCAGGCCACUCUCCCACCAAACUUCGGGCAGAGCCACCGGCAGAGCAUAAGCACCUCGGGCUUCCCGUCUCUUCAGCUCCCUCAGUUUUACGACCCGGUGGAGCCGGGGGACUUUGAAGGACUUCUGAUGUCCCACCUGAGCAGCCUGGAUGUGGAGCUGGCCCAGGAGCUGGGGGACUUCAAGGAAGAUGACCUGGAUGUGGCAUUCACGCCCAAGGACUGCAGGACCCUGCAGCCCUCACUGCCCGAGGAAGGUGUUGAACUGGACGCUCACGUCAGAGACUGCGUGCAGACCUACGUGCGAGACUGGCUGAUUGUGACCCGGAAGAGCCAAGGGGGCUGGGAGCCGUGCGGCCUCAGGAAGACCGGUUCCCGGAAGGACUUCCACAAGACACUGCAGAGACAGACGUUUGAAUCUGAGGCCUCAGAGAAUGCGGAACCCAGCACUGAGACGGCCCCCUGCAGCCUGCGGGCUCUGUGUGGCGGUUCCGGGAAGGGCCCGCUCACGGCCUGCGACUUCACCCUGCGCAGCCUGCAGCCCGACCCGCGCCUGGAGGGCCUGCUGCAGCAGGUCAGCGCCCAGGACGUGGAGCAGCGCAACGAGGAGGCCCGCAGGAGCGGCCGGCCCGCCCAGCUCUUUGCCCUCUGCCCGCCCCUGGAUGAGGAGGGUGCUGUGGAAAUCCGUCCGGUCCCUGAGUGUCCCAAGGAGCACCUGGGCCACCGAAUACUGGUCAAGCUGCUGGCGCUGAAGUUCGAGAUUGAGAUUGAGCCUCUGUUUGUCAGCCUCGCCCUGUAUGACGUGAGAGAAAGGAAGAAGAUAUCUGAGAAUUUCCACUGUGACCUGAACUCGGACCAGCUCAGAGGGUUCCUGCGGGCACAUACGCCGUCCGUGGCCACGUCCAGCCAAGCGAGAUCGGCCGUCUUCUCCGUCACCUACCCCUCCUCAGACAUCUACCUGGUGGUCAAGAUUGAGAAGGUGCUCCAGCAGGGGGAGAUUGGAGACUGUGCAGAACCCUACCUGGUCAUCAGAGAGAGUGAGGGCGGAAAGAACAAAGACAAGACUGAGAAGCUGAAGCUGCAGGCGGAGGCCUUCUGCCAGCGUCUGGGAAAGUACCGGAUGCCCUUUGCCUGGGCGCCCCUGAGCCUGAACAGCUUCUCCAACAUCUCCUCCCUCGACCGCGAGGGGCCUGACACAGAGGCUGCGGUCGGGAGAGGCCCCGGUGGCGGCGGCGAGCGGCGGACACUGUCGCAGUCCAGGAGGCUUUCAGAGCGCGCCCUGUCCUUGGAGGAAAACGGGUUCAUGUCCAGCUUCAAAACCACCCCCUUGACCAUCACCAACUUCUUCAAGCAGGAAGGAGACCGCCUGAGUGAUGAAGACUUGUUCAAGUUCCUGGCCGACUACAGAAGGUCUUCGUCCCUGCAGAGAAGGGUCAAGUCCAUUCCAGGACUGCUGAGACUGGAGGUCUCCCCGGCUCCCGACACGCUCCCCGGCUGCCUGACUCCGGAAAUGCUGCCUGUGGCCCCUUCUUCUGAAAACCGGACGCGCCCGCACAAAGAGAUCUUGGAAUUCCCCAUCCGGGAAGUCUAUGUCCCCCACACUGUGUACAGGAACCUGCUCUACAUCUACCCACAGAGACUCAACUUCGCCAACAAGCUGGCCUCCGCCCGCAACAUCACCGUAAAGAUCCAGUUCAUGUGCAGCGAGGACCCCAGCCAGGCCAUGCCCGUCAUCUUUGGGAAGUCCAACGGGCCCGAGUUCCUGCAGGAGGUAUACACAGCCAUCACGUACCACAACAAGUCACCUGACUUCUAUGAGGAGGUGAAACUCAAGCUGCCCGCCAAGCUGACCACCAGCCACCACCUGCUGUUCACCUUCUACCACGUCAGCUGUCAGCAGAAGCAGGGUGGCUCUGUGGAAAGCCUCCUGGGCUACUCGUGGCUACCGAUCCUGAUGAACGAGCGUCUCCAGACGGGGUCCCACUGCCUCCCCAUCGCCCUGGAGAAGCUGCCCCCCAACUACUCCAUGCACUCCGCAGAGAAAGUGCCCUUACAGAACCCGCCCAUCAAGUGGGCCGAAGGCCACAAGGGGGUGUUCAGCGUUGAAGUGCAGGCCGUCUCCUCCGUCCACACCCAGGACAACCACCUGGAGAAGUUCUUCACGCUCUGCCACGCGCUGGAGAGCCAGGUGACCUUCCCGCUGCGCGUGCUGGACCAGAAGGUCAGCGAGGCGGCGCUGGAGCACGAGCUGAAGCUCAGCAUCAUUUGCCUCAACUCCUCCCGCCUGGAGCCGCUCGUCCUCUUCCUGCACCUGGUGCUGGACAAGCUCUUCCAGCUCUCGGUGCAGUCCCUGGUCAUCGCCGGCCAGACGGCCAACUUCUCCCAGUUCGCCUUCGAGUCGGUGGUGGCCAUUGUCAACAGUCUGCACCACAGCAAGGACCUGAGCAGGGACCAGCACGGGCGGAACUGCCUGCUGGCCUCCUAUGUCCACUACGUCUUCCGCCUGCCUGAGCCGCACAGGGACCUGCCUAAGUCUGGGAGCCCGGCCGGAGGCGGCCCCAGUCCUUCCCCGGACCCUCGCUACCACACGUACGGACGCACCUCGGCUGCCGCCGUGAGCUCGAAGCUGCUGCAGGCGCGCGUGGUGAGCAGCAGCAACCCAGACCUGGCGGGGACUCACUCUGCAGCCGAUGAGGACGCCAAGGGCCUUGUGUCGGGGAAGAUCCCUGAUCGAAACUGCAACCGAGUAUCCUACUACAGUUCCGGCAGCAGCGAUGCUCCUGGCUCCGCCGCAGCCCCGAGGCCGGCCAGCAGAAAGCACUUCCACGAGGAGCUGGCCCUGCAGAUGGUGGUCAGCACGGGCAUGGUGAGGGAGAACGUCUUCAAGUACGCCUGGUUCUUCUUCGAGCUCCUGGUGAAAAGCAUGGCACAGUAUGUGCACAACUUGGACAAGAAGGACCAUUUCCGGAGGGCACGCUUCUCUGACCGGUUCAAAGACGACAUAACCACCAUUGUCAACGUGGUCACCUCGGAGAUCGCUGCCCUCCUGGUCAAACCCCAGAAGCUCUCCGCCAAGCUAAGCACCCUUCCGAUGCUCAUCUCCAUGCGGCUGGAGUUCCUGAGAGUCCUCUGUAGCCACGAGCACUACCUCAACCUGAACCUCUUCUUCGUGGACCCCGACACAGGGCCCCCGUCGCCCUGCCCCUCCAUAUCUUCCCAGAACUCCAGCUCGGGCUCCAGCCUCCCAGAGCACAAGGUGGCCAGCAUGUUCGACCUGACCCCCGAGUACCGGCAGCAGCACUUUCUGACCGACCUGCUCUUCACGGAACUCGCCGCCGCGCUGGACGCUGACGGGGAAGAGGUCAGCAAAGUGCAAAGAAAGGCCGUCAAUGCCAUCUACAGCCUACUGAGCAGUCACGACCUGGACCCCAGGUGUGCUAGGCCGGAGGUCAAGGUCAAGGUUGCCGCCCUCUACCUGCCGCUGGUGGGCAUCAUCCUGGAUGCUUUGCCGCAGUUCUAUGACUUCACAGACACCCGUGGUGGGAAAGGCCGAGCCAAUGGCUUGGAUGAGGACCAGGAGGCAGGAAGCUCGGCCCCCCAGAGCGUGGUGCUGGCUGUCGCCGGGACCCAUUUUAAUCUGAAGACCAGCGGGACCAUCUUCUCUGUGCCCUACAAGCAGUGCAGCGUGCUGAGUGCCGACACCACCCGCAGCCUCAUGCUCUGCUUCCUGUGGAUCCUGAAGACGGCCGAGCAGAGCCUGGUGCGCAGGUGGGUGGCCGACCUGCCCUCGCUGCAGCUCACCAGGAUCCUGGACCUGCUCUUCCUCUGCGUCUCCUGCUUUGAGUACAAGGGGAAGCAGAGCUCAGACAAGGUCAGCACCCAGGUCCUGCAGAAGUCCAGGGAUGCCAAGGCUCGGCUAGAGGAGGCGCUGCUGCGGGGGGAAGGGGCUCGAGGGGAGAUGAUGCGGCGGUGCCGGACUCCAGGGAACGACCGGUUCCCAGGCCUCAGUGAGAACCUGCGCUGGAGGAAGGAGCAGACCCACUGGCGGCAGGCAAACGAGAAACCAGAUAAGACGAAGGCAGAGUUGGACCAAGAGGCCUUGGUGAGCGGCAACCUGGCUACAGAAGCGAGUCUGAUCAUCCUGGACAUGCAGGAGAACAUUAUCCAGGCCAGCUCGGCGCUGGACUGGAAAGACAGCCUGCUCGGUGGUGUCCUGAGGGUCCUGGUGAACUCACUGAGCUGCGACCAGAGCACCACGUACCUGGCCCACUGCUUCGCCACGCUGCGUGCGCUCAUCGCCAAGUUUGGAGACCUGCUGUUCGAGGAGGAGGUGGAGCAGUGUGCCGACCUGUGCCAGAGGCUGCUGCACCACUGCAGCAGCGGCCUUCACACCACGCGGCGCCAAGCCUGUGCCACCCUUUACCUGCUCAUGCGCUUCAGCUUUGGAGCCGUCAGUGUGGAGGAGCUCCUGUGCAACCUGAACAGCAUCCUCUACGACACGGUGAAGAUGCGGGAGUUCCAGGAGGACCCUGAGAUGCUCAUGGACCUCAUGUACAGGGGGGGCUUGUACGAGACAGUGAACGAAGUGUACAAGCUGGUCAUCCCCAUCCUGGAGGCCCACCGAGACUUCCGGAAGCUGACCUCCACCCACAGCAAGCUGCAGAAGGCCUUCGACAGCGUCCUGAGCAAGGGCCAGAAGAGAAUGUUUGGGACCUAUUUCCGGGUUGGUUUCUACGGAUCUAAGUUUGGGGAUCUGGCUGACCAGGAGUUUGUGUACAAAGAACCAGCCAUCACCAAGCUCCCAGAGAUCUCUCACAGGCUGGAGGCUUUUUAUGGGCAGUGCUUCUGGGCCCUGUGGGUAGCUGGAGGGCCGGGCUCCUCCCCCGUGCCCCUCCCCCCUCACCUGUGUGCCCCCCCCCCCCUCCAGGCCUACAUCCAGAUCACCUUUGUGGAGCCUUACUUCGAUGAGUACGAGAUGAAAGACAGGGUGACCUACUUUGAGAAGAACUUCCACCUGCGGCGAUUCGUGUACACGACGCCCUUCACCCUGGAGGGCCGGCCCCGGGGGGACCUGCAGGAGCAGUACCAGCGCAACACGGUGCUCACCACGGGGCGCGCCUUCCCCUACAUCAAGACCCGCAUUGGCGUCAUCCAGAAGGAGGAGGUGGGUCCUGCGCCCUGGGCGGUCCUGCCCUGUGUGCACCGAAGGGUGCCAUGGGCCUGCACCAACAUGGCGGCUGCGGGCACAGUGCUGUGCCUCCUGCCCGGCAACCUCAGACUCUUCCGAUGGACGUCCAAGGGCCUCCAGAAAUCCAAGGCCUUCCCCACUUAUUUCGUUUUGCUCCGUCCUACGGCGGGAUCCAGUGUUCAGACACAGAAGUUGUGGCACCGUGUCCUCCCCCCGGGAUCCAAUAUCCCUCCCCAUGUCAGCAUCCUUUCUCACUUUUCCCACCAGGGACCCCUGGAAGUGGCCCAGGUGUUCCUGGCCGAAAUUCCAGCCGACCCAAAACUGUACCGGCAUCACAACAAGCUGCGGCUGUGCUUUAAGGAGUUCAUAAUGCGGUGUGGUGAGGCCGUGGAGAAGAACAAGCGGCUGAUCGCGGCCGACCAGCGCGAGUACCAGCAGGAGCUGAAGAGGAACUACCACAGGCUGAAGGAGAGCCUCCGGCCCAUGCUGGAGCGCAAGAUCCCGGAGCUCUACAAGCCGCUGUUCCGAGUGGACAGUCAGAAGAGAGACUCCUCCCACAGAUCCAGCUUCAGGAAAUGUGAGACCCAGCUGUCACAGGGCAACUAAGAAGAGCCGUCUUCACCUGGGGAGGACAGCCCCCCGCCCCAGGCAGACCCCGCCGGGAUGCUUUGGGGGCCAUGGACCUCAGGAAUC
Molecule: messenger RNA, 5887 nt
Organism: Echinops telfairi (small Madagascar hedgehog)
Lineage: Eukaryota; Metazoa; Chordata; Mammalia; Afrosoricida; Tenrecidae
Gene: DOCK8
Product: dedicator of cytokinesis 8
Exons: 43
Coding region: 137-5800 (1887 amino acids)
Biological process (GO): positive regulation of GTPase activity; positive regulation of establishment of T cell polarity; small GTPase-mediated signal transduction
Cellular component (GO): cell leading edge
Molecular function (GO): guanyl-nucleotide exchange factor activity
Source: RefSeq, a predicted model, not a curated record